Molecule: messenger RNA, 1668 nt
Organism: Populus trichocarpa (black cottonwood)
Lineage: Eukaryota; Viridiplantae; Streptophyta; Magnoliopsida; Malpighiales; Salicaceae
Product: G-patch domain-containing protein 1
Exons: 10
Coding region: 167-1411 (414 amino acids)
Biological process (GO): regulation of ribosome biogenesis
Cellular component (GO): nucleolus
Molecular function (GO): nucleic acid binding
Source: RefSeq, a predicted model, not a curated record
CCGAACACAAAACUCUCUAAAUCCACCAGAUAAUUCCCCUACCCCUUCCCUAGGGUUUUUGACCUGCCUAUCCCUCUCCAAAUUUACCCUUCUUCCACUCCUCGAAACGACGGCACCUCCAAAUCGACGAGAAAACAAAGAAGAAGCAGAAGAAAAAGCGGCAAAGAUGGCCGCACCUGAAGCCCCUCUCCGUUACGUCGGUAUCGUUAGGGAAUCCCCUGCUUUCCGCCUCAUGAAACAAAUGGGAUGGGAAGAAGGAGAGGGGUUAGGGAAAGAUAAACAGGGGAUCAAGGGUUAUGUUAGAGUAAAAAACAAACAGGACACUACAGGUGUUGGAGUAGAGAAGCCUAAUAACUGGGCAUUUGAUACCACCCAAUUUGAUAGCAUCCUUAAAAGACUGAAAGUGCAAGCUGUGCAAAGUAAUGAUGAAGAGGUUGUGAAGGAGAACAGCAGUGAAGAAAAAACUGAGACUGAUGCAACUAAUGAUGCUAAGGAACAAGUUGUCAAGGCUACUCGAGCACGGGGAAGAUAUCAUAAAAGAGAGAGGGGGAAGCUUGUCAAUGCAUAUUCUUCAAAGGAUCUCUCAGGGAUUCUUGUAAAAAAAUCAGAGGAGUUACCUCAGACAGAUCCAAAUCCAGACAAUGAGUUGGAGUCUGAAUCUGCACUUGAGAGUCAAAUAUGGUAUCUUGGAGGAAGCAAGGUUGAAGAUCUUCCUCCAGAUUGGUGGGGUUUUAAACACGGGUUUGUAUCUGGUGGUUUACUUGGAGCAAAGCCUGCCAAAAAGAAAUCAACCAGAACUGCUGAUACUCACAAUCGUAAUGAAAGGGCCAUGUUCUUUGAAGAAGAUCAAGAGAAUCUCUACAAACUUGUCCAAGACAAAGCUACAUCUGGAAAGCAAGGGUUGGGUAUUAAGGAUCGGCCAAAGAAAAUAGCUGGUGUUCGCUUUCAGGGGAAAAAGACCACCUUUGACAACAGUGAUGAUGAGGAUUCUGCAUCUGAUGACGACGACUCUGAUGCUGAUGACAAAUGUUCUGCUGAUUUUCCCUCAGCAAAACAAAAUUGUGAUGGCAUUCUGGAAAUGGAAAAUGUUGAAGCGAAAAUUGUUGACAAGGAUUCUGUUGAUUUCUGUUCAUCAGGAAAACGUAAACGUGAGGACACUCCCAAAAUGCAGGAACUUAAUGAACAAAAAGUGAAGUUGAAAAGCCUGUGUAAAAGGCUCCUGCACCAGGUGCCGGGAGAGUCAUUAAAGCUUAAAAAGCUGAAAAGUCUGGUUGAAGAACACUCACCAGCUGUUUUUUCAAACUUCACUUCCAGGAGAGAUGCUGUUGCUUACUUGAAGCAAAAGCUGGAAGGUUGCAAGAAGUUCUCCGUUGAGGGAAAGAGAGUGAGUCUAACAUCCAGGAGAAGCUGAAAUUGUUUGUUAGGAAUUGAGAUGCCUGUAGUUCUGUAUAUUGCGGCUGAGACUGGUUUUGAAUCUGAUUCACACACCAUUUGAUUGUUGGAUUCAUUUUAGUAAGCUGGAAUUUUGCUGGUAUCUACGCUCAAUUUUAUCCUCGAUUAAGAGUGUAAAAUUCAUUAAAAUAGUGUUCACGUUUGGAUGAGAGUUGUAUCACAGAAUAAUUUCUUAGAACAAUUUUGUUAUUAAAAAGUCAUGGAAGUUGUUUUGAA